AUUUUGAUUCUUUCAUGUAAUUUACAAUGCGGAUUUGACAAUUGAUCGAUGAUUCCAAUUCCCCAUGAUACUCGAGUUAACUUCAUAAUUGUUGUUUAUUAAUGCAAUGAAUUUGGUGGAGAGUUAUAAGGUUAAGCUUUCACUUGCAAUGAAGCUAGGACGCGCUAGACCCCAAGCCAAGCCUCUCUAGCAUUCGGGAAAAAAAGUUCAAAGCUUGAGGGGAUCAAAAUUAAUUUUGACUUCUCAUAACAUUAUCACACCUCUCCCAGUGAACCAAUUCAUCAUUUACUAUUAAUCCAGACCUUACCUUAUGUUAAAAUUUAGAAGCAUUUCAACAGCUUUUAUUUCAAAACCUUUAUUAUACCACUUUACACCAACUCGAUCUUUUAACUUCUUCGCAAUGACUCCAUCAGCAGAUCAAGGACCGGAUCGAAAAAGAAAACAAUUUCAAGGAGGUCGAGGUCCGAAGAGACAAAAGGUUUUCAAGCCAAAGCCAGUAAAGGAAGGAUCAUCUGAGGAAGUUUUAAUAGCAGAUGUGCGAGCAUUGUUUGCGGCGCAAAAGAUUGCCAAUGCUUCACAAGCUCCAAUCGAAAAUGGAAAUGUCGAAUCUGCGAAUGGGGAAACUGGAGCUGAAGAACAAGAAUCAACAUCCGCAGAAAUAGCGCCUGUUGUGGCAGAUACUACAUCAGAAGUACCAUUGCCGGAGCGUUUCUCAGAAAUCGACGUGAAGGUUGUGGAGAUAUCAUCUACCGGAGACGGACUUGCGCUACACCCACCUACCAAUAGAAUAUACGUUGUACCAUUCAGUGUACCAGGAGAUAUUGUAAAGGCGAAAGUUAUUACCCAUUUCCCGCAAGAAAACUACUCUUUGGCAGAUUUCGUUUCUGUGGUUGAGCCAUCCCCUCUUCGAGACGAUAGUCGAGUAAAUUGCAAAUACUUCAGCAAAUGUUCAGGAUGUCAAUUUCAGAUGCUGGACUAUCCUACUCAAUUACAACACAAGAAAACAAUUGUUGAGAAGGCAUACAAGAACUUCUCCCAACUUCCUCCUGAACUUGUACCAGCUAUUCAAGAUACGAUUGGCAGCCCUUUGCAAUAUGAAUAUCGCACAAAACUUACACCACAUUUUGACGGACCUCCAGGUUACAGGAGUAGAGUAAACAGAAGGAACGAUAACAAGGCUGCCUUUGAAAAAGUGCCAGAAAUUGGGUUUAUGCAAAAAGGAAAAAGGGCGACAUUGGAUAUCGAGGAUUGCCCAAUAGGAACAGAUGCUGUAAGGAUGGGAAUGAAGAUUGAGAGAAAAAGAGUCGCAGAUGAACUUCACAAAUACCAAAGAGGGGCCACGAUUUUAUUACGAGAGAGCACGAAAAGAAUUUACAAAGGCGAUCCAGAAUAUCAAGAGGAUACGGAAACACCACCUAACACUAUCAAAGUUACAACUCCAGAGUAUACUGAUUUGAAAACUUGUAUCACGGAUAAUAAAGGGGAAUCGACUGAAUACAUUGAUAGCUUCCUUUUCACUAGCAUCGCAGGAUCAUUCUUCCAAAACAAUAAUUCUAUCCUUCCCGUUUUCACAAAAUAUAUUCGAGACCAUGCCUUACCACCUCCAGGAUCCUCUUCUCCAGACUUACCAAAGAUUCAAUAUUUAAUUGACGCCUACUCGGGAUCCGGACUCUUCACCAUCACUCUCUCGUCUCUCUUCAAAUCCUCCACCGGAAUCGACAUUUCGGAUGCUUCCAUCAUAUCCGCACGUCGCAACGCCGAAUUAAAUAAACUAGACGCAUCACGUUGUAGUUUCAUGGCAGCCGAUGCACCAAAACUUUUCAAACAAGUCACAUAUCCUAGAGAUGAGACGGUUGUUGUUAUUGAUCCUCCUAGAAAAGGAUGUGAUGAGAGUUUUUUGAGCCAAUUAUUGAAAUUUGGCCCAAGGAGAGUUGUGUAUGUUAGUUGUAAUGUACAUACCCAAGCGAGGGAUGUAGGGGUACUUGUUAAGGGGGGAGAGAAUGGAGUUAGGUAUGAGAUUGAGAGUUUGAGGGGUUUCGAUUUUUUUCCACAGACAGGUCAUGUGGAGGGGGUGGCGGUGCUCAAUAGAGUUGAUGGAGGUGGGGUUGGGGGUGGGGAAGUAAAGAGUGGAGAUAAAGAGAUGAGUGAUGUCAAAGAGGAAUCCGUCAAUGAAGCACCGGCUAAAGGAGAACCGGUUAAGGAAUAAUCUGAGCAAGAAUGAUUGAAGGAAGAAGCAAUGAUAGGGAUGAAGGAAUAAAAACCGGGUUAGCUAAGCUAGCUUUUCCGGCUGGAUGAUAGAUAAUAUUCAUAUUGGUAGCCAAUAAAAAUAUUAUCAAAAUCACAAAUUCGGAGUACUUAUCUCAUUCGAUCUCCAUCUCAGUCCCCAGUUUUGUUCUGCGUACUCCGUACGAUACGGAGUAAUAAACCGAUAUCCCCCGCAUGUACGGAGUAUUGUGGGAAUGGGAAUUCCCCUCCAGCUCAUAAAGUCAUAUAGUAGCUUCUAAUAGGAGGAAUUUAAUUCUCCUAGUUUUAAAUAGCUUGCUUGUUUGCUCGCUUGCUCGCUUGCUUUCUUGCUUGCAUUUUGAUUUUGAUUUUUAAUUUUCAUUCUAUUUUUUAUUUUUUUCGGGUAUUAGUGGGAUGGGUGGA
Sclerotinia trifoliorum is the source of this 2646-nucleotide messenger RNA. The record is from the annotation of a GenBank genome assembly. Lineage: Eukaryota; Fungi; Ascomycota; Leotiomycetes; Helotiales; Sclerotiniaceae.